AUGACUGCUCUCCGGAACCCAAAGGGAACAGCCAUUGCAUCGAGAAGGGGGAUGGAGAAAAUCAUCUACGACUUCUACUCUGAUCUCUUCGACAGCCAUGUCCACUUGCCUCCUCACCAUCUGAGGGAAGAUGGACAAGUCAUUCCAGAGGUUCUCCCGUCCGAAAUACGACAUGCUAUCAUGUCGGUUCCUAAACAGUGGAAAACCAGCAAGACCGUGUUGUUGUAUAAAAAGGGAGAUCCACAUGACAUCGGCAACUAUCGCCCAAUCUGCCUACUGUCCGUCAUCUACAAGCUCUUUACAAGAGUAAUCCUUAAUAGGAUUGAAAAAGUCUUGGAUGAAGGACAGCCAUGCGAGCAAGCAGGGUUUCGAAAAGGAUUCAGCACGAUUGACCACAUUCACACUGUUUCGAAACUCAUCGAGGUAUCACGAGAGUACAAGAUGCCGCUCUGUCUCACCUUCAUCGACUUAAAGAAGGCUUUCGACUCGGUUGAGACGGAAGCGGUCGUGGAAGCCUUGGACAACUAA
This is a messenger RNA of Necator americanus (New World hookworm), 528 nucleotides long. RefSeq lists its product as uncharacterized. The record is from RefSeq and is a predicted model, not a curated record. NCBI's taxonomy places the organism in Eukaryota, Metazoa, Nematoda, Chromadorea, Rhabditida, Ancylostomatidae. The transcript has 2 exons. Bases 1 to 528 code for a protein of 175 amino acids.